CCUUUCACAUUCUACAUCACACACCACAGACUCACACUAUAUACUCCUUAUUUGAUCACGACAGGAAGCUUACACUUUUGCAAAAUGACGACACUUCACUAUUUACCUCCUGUGAAGCCCUCUGCAAUCGCAAUGGGCACCUUCUUCACCCAUACCGCCUCACUGGGUAUAUUGGCCCCUGUGUUCGGCGACACUUACCAUCGUGCUCAGGCUGCCAACUCGAAAGAGGAGUUCAUCAAGUCCAAGGAGGCUGCCGGGGCUGUGGCAGCCUGGGGAAGUUCACUGAUCGGGAGUGCCGUACAGACUUAUGGAGUGGCUGCUCUGAUCAAUGCAACUGGGACGCUGAGUUACAAGGGCGCCGCGUAUUUGGGAAGCCUAAUCUUCAUGGCUAGCUCUGCCCCAAGUUUUAUCAGUCAAGUUUUCGCGGAGAAGAGGCCUUGGGAUACUGUCGCUGUUGCUGCCGUAAGCGGAGUCUUCGAGACAGUUGGACUUAGCUUGUUCCUCACCUGGUGGGGUACACGUACGAAUCCUUUUGACUAGAGUCUUCUGGCAUAAUUGACGUCUUUGUUCCCUGCCCAUCAGAGUCUACGGAGUUUUGUGGACACACCGAAUCGGGCUUUACUCGAUACAUGUACUGGUGUCGUUUAUUGUAUUCUAAUAUUACAACAUAAGCAGUGGAAGGAGUGUACCGUUAUAUCGGU
Aspergillus alliaceus is the source of this 701-nucleotide messenger RNA. Its product is annotated as DUF1761 domain-containing protein. Bases 85 to 540 code for a protein of 151 amino acids. The record is from RefSeq and is a predicted model, not a curated record. The transcript has 3 exons. NCBI's taxonomy places the organism in Eukaryota, Fungi, Ascomycota, Eurotiomycetes, Eurotiales, Aspergillaceae.